GUGGGAGGGGGUAGCCCAAACAACUGGGAAGAGGGGAAUUCAUUUAGAGAGCCAGAAACGUGUGCAAUGAAGCUUUGGGUUUUGGGGCAAAACCUGGCACGUGAGCGACUUCAGCACCAGACUUCACAAGGAAACAUCUACAGCUCCUGCUGUUCCCGUGUGAAGAGUGGGCUGGAGGUGUGUGUAGCUAAAAGUGGUCAUCUGCCGUAGGGAAAACCCAAUGUACGCUCUCUGUUUCAUCUCAUAGCGUAGUGAUAGUGCAGGCUUUUUAGUGGAUCCAACAAAAACUGGGGGAAAUUUCCAUCGUCGAAAGACUGUUCUCAUGGAAGGGUAUUGUGUAUUGAGUAUGUGUUCACAGUACUGUAGCAUUACUGAAUAAAAUAAUACAAAGUCAGAAUUUAUAUAACACCUAAAUACGUGGCAAAAGUUUAAAUGGAUUGAAAUAAAGUGUUUUCACCGUAUUGGAUUGAAGUGUGCCGAUAUUGCCGUAAUUAAAUGGGAAAGUCGAAGCAAUUCAUUUUGUCUUCACUCACUGAAAAUGUCAUCAAAGUUGAUAUUCUUACAUCCUAUUUUGAUUUUAAUGAAAACUCUUUUCCCGGUGGAAAACGGUCCUUUUACAACCUCUUUCAGACAGCUCAACUCAUAAUCUGAUGCAUUCAAUUACUGACCCGGCAUUUGCCAGAUCAGAAGACAAUUUUUUUUCCCCUUCAAUUUAAAUGAAAUGCUUUUUAUUUUUUUUUUCCUGUUUGUUUUUAAUAAUUUUAUAUCAGAAGUAGUUUGGGAUUAAUGAAGUUUCAAAUAUGGAGGUCUAAUAUCGCUGAAUAUCCUCGAGGAUGGCAGGCUCAGUCUGACUGCUCCUGGAAACUGAAAAUUGCGCUUUCCUGCCUUUAUGAGUCUUGUUUUUAGCAUCAGGUAUGAGGCAGAGCAGUUGCACUGCGGCAUGCUCUCACUUUAAAGGCUCUCAUCUCUCUCCUACCAGCCGGCCACGGGAGUUUUGUUAUCAAAAUGGAUGCAAAUGCGAUUAGACCCUUAAGCCCCGAUUUGGCAAGAUACUUAAACAUGUGCUUGGUUUUUAAACAUUAAGUUUAUUUCCAGUGAGUUGAGUGCCUUUAGAGGAAUGGCUAGGAUGGGUCAAAGCAGCCCAGGCAGAGCUGCCCCAGCCACAUGUGGGCAGCAAGACAGGUGAACAAGGAUUCAUAGCUGCGUCAUGGAGCAGGAAUAUUUUUAGGGGAGGUCAAAGGCACAGCAAAAACAAAAACAUAUCUGCCAAGUAUCUUCUCACUUGGAAAUCUUGGGUACUCAUGAUGAGGGGCCUGGAGCAUCUCCUGUAUGAGGAAAGGCUGAGAGACCUGGGACUGUUCAGACUGGAGAAGGGAAGGCUGAGAGGGGAUCUUAUCAGUGUUUAUAAAUACCAAAAGGGCCAGUGGUGCCUAGUGAUAGGACGAGGGGCAACAGGCACCAGGUAGGACACGGGAAGUUCCAUCUGAACAUGAGAAAUAACUUUACUGUAAGAGUGACAGCACACCAGCAUGGGCUGCCUAGAGACUGCUGUGGAGUGUCCUUCUGUGGAGAUACUAAAGACCUCUCUGGACCCUUCCCUGUGUGACCUGCUAUAGGGAGCCUGCUUUAGCAGGGGAUUGGGCUAGAUGAACCCCGGAGACCCCUUCCAACCCCUACUGUUCUGUGAUUUCAUACACGAGACACAAAACUGACAGAAAACAGAUAUCCAGCUUCUUGGCCUUGCUUUUGUUUUUGAGCGAGGAUGGGCACAGCUCUUAGUGCUUUGGGUAAAAGCAGUCAAACCACAGGUCAGGACUAUCUACUGGAGUUUGACCUAGUGGUGGUUGUGUCAGGGGAGGUGGAAAAGCCACCUGGGAGUUUGCAGUCCACGUUUCAAUGGCAUUUCUCCUGUUACGGGGCAGGAGGUGGGGAGAGAAAUAAAACCUUCAACGCAUUCUGUGAGACAUUUAGGAGCAGCAUUAAAAAGUCACCUAUGAGCCAGUUCUGUAUCUCACUUCCCCUCCCCUUUCCCUAUGCAGCUGCACCCUGCCCUCCUGCUGUUCCCCACCACACAAAGUCCCAUUAUACAGACUGCCCACCCGUCUGUCCUGCCUUCCCCUGUACCACCUCCCUGUGCUGGGCUUUAGACCUAUUCAUUAUGGGCUGUAUCCUUCCUACUCAAUAUGCUAUUGAACGUAUUUAAACCUUAAGUUGGUUUCCCUUAUUAAGCAGUUCAUCACUAUGUUGUGCCUUUUUUUUCCUUUUCUUUUGGCCUCUUUUUUUUUUUUUUUUUUUUUUUUUAACCACGAGAGGAGGAAGAAAUUUAUUCUUUUGACCAUAAAUCAUUUACAAAGCUGCUGGGCCGUUAAUGUAUUUUUUAUGGCUCGGCAAACAGAAAAUAGGAGCGAGUGUCUUAGCAGUGCUUUCCCGACCUGUUUUAAUUUCGGCUUCCCAGCCCUGACUCUGUUCCCCUGUCUCGGGAGCAGAUACAUUUCCCUUGCAGAGGCACUGGUGGAUACCUUCUCCCAAAGGAGGCCACUUUGCUGUGUCAGCAAUGUCACGUGCUGUUGCCAGCACUUGGCACCAAUCCGCAGCGCGUCACAUCUCUGCUGACUGGGCUGCGCUGGGAGAAUAUUAGCAGGGAAAAGGGAUGGGUUGGAGGGGACUCAAGGCUAUUUUUGCUUUUAGAUCCAGGGGAGAGCUCUAAUUAGACUCUCACUCAGGGAUAAACAAGUUAUGUACGUCUCUCUUCUCAUCCCAUGCAGCCUCACCCUGCACUUUGUAUGCUGUGGGCUCAGCUGGCCUCAGGUGUGGUGUAUAUAUCCAUGGGGAUGCUUUGGGGGGGUGUUCAGCACAGCGACUGGCUGUGGCAGCUUCCCAAAUGUUAAAGACAGGUUCCUAUAAGGUUUUGCAACCUGCUUUAGGAAAAUGAAGCCAAUUUAUGCCUUAGCUGCUCUCAGUCAUCUCUGUGCCUUCUCUUCUUUUUAGGAAACAUAGAUGCAAGUCUUUGCUGUAAAAGGUCCAUUUUUCUUUCUGAUGCGCUGUGGCAAGCAGCAAGAUGAUUAAGACAAGGGAUGUGGAAGGUUUAUGUUGGCGUCUGAGCGAGGUGAAUGGCAUGAUCUGCAGCUCAGUGCUGUUGUUGCUGGCUCUUGGCAAGUUAAAGCAGAGCCUCCCAUCUUAGAUGUGUUUGCGUGGACUUUUGACAAGUUUUUGUUCCCAAGUCUCUUUGGCUAAAGACUGCAGGCAGACAGCCCAUUGAGUAACUGGCCAUGGUCACUUAAAUUGCUCCCAUCCCUUAGACAUCCGUUGCCACUGAAUAAUGCCUCCGCUGUAGCAGUCAGCAGAACAGGACAGUGCAUCUGCAACACAGCUUUUCCCUUUCACAGCAAAGCAAGCUGUCCUGUCCUUCCACCUUCCUCAGCAGAUUAUGCUAAUUAAUGCCUGGCUGUGAGAUGGAGGCACAGCUUCCUUUCUGCUUUCGCUGCUUUUUGGACAAUAACCUUGUUCUGAGGGGCAAGGCAAACUGCGGAGGGUGAUUAUAUCCUAAGUUAAUGCAACAGGAUUUGCCGUCAGAAGACUAGGGGUGAAGAGGGAGGGACCGUGUUUGCUAGCCUCAGCUUUGUAGAAGACCAGGAAUAGCGAGGCACCUUUCUGUGCCCAGCUGGAAUUUCACUUUCCUCCUCGCCUGUGCCUGUGAUUUGGAAAAUGGUUCUCCAGGCAUCUCUGAACAACUUCAGGAGGGAAAGAAAUGCCUAGCUCCCUGUUGCAAGGGUACAACAACCAUGUUUUUACCUCUGCUAUGCUGCUUAGCUGUGGCUUUCAGCCAUCUGUAAGCAGAUUGCAGGCUCCUGGUUUGCCCACCUGAGUCCUGUGGGGGUGGGUGGAUGAGUCAUAGAUGUCUCCAGUGCUAGGCACAGCCAGCAAUGGGCUAAUCUGGCACCAAGUAGUCCCACAGAGCAUGCUGAAUUAGACUUUCCCACCCCUCCCCUCUCUCAAGUCAAGGGAGCGAUGAAUGAGCACUUGAGUGAGUUCCUGAUCCCUUCUGGGUCCCCUCUGGUCUUGCUCAUCUGCUAAGGCAAAAAAUUCCCCAACCUCAGUGGUGCAGCUGCUCCUUGAGUCCUCUGCAAAUGCUGUGGAUUCAAAGACUGCCAGCUCAGAUCACAGCAGUCUCUGUUUCCAGCCAAUGCCGCAUGCAUCGGAGGGAAGUGUUAAACCUUCCGUAAUGUACCUAAUUGUGCAACACUAUACCACGGAGAGGGGAUUAACAUAUGCCCCAGAGCACAGCGAUUGAUUAGUUUUAUCCUAGCUAAUGUCAUUGUAGAUGCUAUUUUUGUGCCUAUCAAUGUCCCUUCCUAUUUUUAUAGUCUUCCAAUAAUAUGGUGCUGGGGUUUUGUUGCUGUUUCUUUUUUAUGGCCAACUUGCAUGCAUCUGCAUCCUUGUCAGCAGAGAUGUAGGGCAGCCAUCCCAGUUAGCAGGAGCUGCAGAAGUGGCUCUCCCAUCAGCUCCAGGUGGGCUGGAUGGAGGCACAGAAGUGAAGGCAGUACGGGAAGCACAGCAGGAGCCCAGAACUGGAAUGGUUCGUUUGGGUCACUGGGCUCCUGACCCUGCUACUACCAGGGCAUUUGUAAACCAAAUUUGGGUUCUUGUUCCCACUUUAUCCCUGUUAGCUAACUGCUCUCGUGCUAUGCUGUCCUCACAGUUCAAAAACCUCUGUCAGAUUUCAGGUUCUAGGAUCUGCUGGAAGAGCACCAUUCAGUUACACGAAGAGCGUAGUGUAAUGCAGUCCCUGUGACAUGGAGAGCGCAGACACUCUUGGUUUCCCUGGUUCAGCAGUUCAGCACAUCUAUCUACGAAGGUCUAAAUCUGGGCAUACGAGGAUCUCACGCUAACAGCAGUCCUCUGAAGACACCUGGAGCCGAGCGACAGGGAUUCUGUGGCAGAAAUGAGGAAGGAAUCAAAUUCCUCGGUGAUUUUCAUCCGCAUGUUAUGAGAGCCUCUUUUUUUUCCCCAUUAAAGCUAGCCCAGCUCCUCUGACAAAGACACGGGAGCAAAAUGACACUGUUCUUUAAGUAUGCAUUGCUGAAAGCUUUCCUACCCUUUCUGGUUUUGUCCAACUUUCAUCUUCGCUUUAUGGCUGCAGAUUGGGGAGGUCAGGGGCAGAGAGAUGUGCUCCAUGUUGCAUCAAUCAGACAGCUGUUUGAAAUCCUCCUCCCAGCUGGCCUGCAGAGAAAGACUGAUUUCUAAAAGGGAGAUGGCAGUGGUGGUAGUGAUUGCUGUUUGCAAGGCUAACAGCUGAGACCAGAGCAGGGUGGGUCAGCAGCACGCCUCACUGUCAUCUUUUUGUCUGGCGCAGAUGAGAUUAUAAAUGAUAAGGGAGAGGGGUCAGUGUCAUCAGCACAGAUUUACAGGUAGCCAAUGUCCCUGAUCAGCUGGUGGAGUGCUCAGUGAGAAACACUAUGGGGCUCAAGUUCAAGACCUUGACACUGUGAUUUCUCCCUGGAUUAGUACCUGCUUGCCCGCAUAUUCUGCUAGCUGAGCAGCAAUCCUAAGAUUCUUCUUUCUGGAGUAAAUUGGAUCUGUUUACCUGGGAAACUCUGUGCCAGAGAGAUGGUGAGAUACCAGCAGUUGUGUCUGAUGGUUUUUCUAGCGAUAAAGGAGCUUAGAGGUUUACUUGGCUUUUGACUUGCAUUUAACACUGUAUAGGCCUAAGAGGAAAUGUUGGUCCCUGUGUUGAUUUAACACGUCACAGGGCUUUUGACCUAAAACCAGGCUAGAUGUAAUAGUUUUCCUGCUGUUUGUCCCAGGCUGUCCUGCAGAGCCAGCAAAGGUAAGGAGGGAAAGAGAUGGAAAUUAUUUUGCAUCAUGCACUGUUGGUUUACUAUCAACUGUGAGCCAGAAAGAACCAGCAGGAGCCUUGGUUUGGGAUGUUGCUCCCGUCCACAUAAAAGGAAUGAGCUUAUCUCAGUAGAUUCUUAGUCUGGUGGCUGAAAUAAUCCAACUUUGCUGUUGGGAGUGGUUUAGUCGGUGUUGUUUCUUGAGGAGGAGCUGUAUCAGGAUGUCUCUGUCCUUUUGAAAGAAGAAUUGUAUUUUCUGAGUGUCCUCAGUAUCUCUAGAUAGGCUCCUCAUAACGUCUGUAUAACGUGUGCCCACAAACUUCCUGGAAAAGUUUGUGUUACAGCACAUUAGCAUGGUGGUACAAUCUACUGUGAAGGUGUGCAUCUGUCCCAGCCACCUGUCCUGCUCACUGACAUUGAAGGCUCUUUUUUUCUGAAGUGGAAUUUCCCUAGUGAGCUGGAAAUGACUCAGGAUAGCUGGGCAUUAACUCAGAUCUGUCCUUCUUUGGAGUGGCUGGUGAUGCUGGUUCCGCAAGCAAGUGGAACAAUAUUCUCAGAGCUUGCAACUGUGGAUUGAAUGGUUGCUGCACAAGAAGGUCCUAAGACAGAAGUGCUCCCUUCACUCUGUUACUGUCCCUCCAGCAGCGAGUCACACCUUCCUGGGCUGGGGCUUUUGCUGCUGCUCAGCAUGUUGAGUCAGCAAUGUUCCUUGAGGUGGGAGACGUUCCUUCAGCACAGCAGGAAGCUUUGGUCCCAAACUCAGAGAUGUGAGGUAGGCCAAAGGCACAGUGACUUGUGUCUUCCUUUCAUCUCAGGAAAAAGACUGCUCUGCAGUUUCUCCUUCUGUUGCCUGCAGUUGCCAGAUUGAACGUUGUGUUCCUAGCCUGCUCUUGAAACUUUUGAGCGACCUCAUCUUUGCCUCUCUAACGAGGGACUCAAAAUGUCAUGCUGCCAUAGGCAUCGUUCCCAGCACACAACAGGACUGCUAAUUGCACAGGGAUAGGGAGAGCCAUUCCUGGCUUUUGCCUGCGAGCUGGUAGCUUGAAGCUUUAUUCUCGUUCUCCCCCCAGCCACAUGCAUUUCAGCACAUCUUCCCUGAAGGUUUGGAGAGGUUGAAUUCAUGAAGGUGAGACAUUUCUUCAUCUCUUUCACACCUCUUUUCCCUUCUGGCCACUUGCUUCCCUGGCUUGCCAGCACUGCAGAGUGAACCUGUCCCUUGUCCUCUGUGUUUGCAAAGUCAUCCCAGCCCAGCCUCCUACAACUCUGGGUUUCAUGAGGUUGCUGCUAGCAGGUUACAGAUACUGCUGAUUUGCCAACAGUUUUUGAGGGUAGGUACAAAGCAAACAGCAUUCUCUAGCAGGCAAGGCAGCAUCUUGACUUCCACUGUAUGAAUGACCUUCCAAAGAAACCACCAUUUUUCUGUGGUCUUAAAAUAAAGCAGGGAAAGGCCCUCUCUCUGCACCGUACUCCAACCAUACUCCAACCUGUUUAGAGGUACCCAGUUAUCACGCUGAGCGUGGUGCAGUAAAGGGGGAGAUGCCCUUAGCACAGCUUCAACAGAAUAACCACAGUGCUUCUUCAAGGAACAGCCUCUCAGGCCCUUGUGGUCCGUGACCAUCUGACAACAUUGUGAUAUCAACUGGUAAUGGUGCAUCAGCUACUCAUAUCAUAGACUCUGCUAUUGAUGUGAUGUUGGUGGAAGACCUCGUUUUGCUCGCUGGGGUGUCAGCUGAGUUGAUUUCCUGAUCCUGAUGAUCUCUGGCAGAGAGGUUCGGCAGUGAGGGCCCAUUUUUAGUCAUCUUAGUAUGAAUCAAAGUGCUAAGAUGUUCCCAUGCCUUUGAUCUUCGCUCUGUCUGGUAUGUGCUGAAGCAUUUCAGGCUUGCAACUGUUCUCCGGGAGGUAGCAAAUGUGGUGCAUCAGUCUUUUCCUCACACAUUUCCUCAGGGAAGGAAACACUGGCUGUGUCUGGGCCCUACACUGUUGUGUCGUGUUGUAUGAACUGCCUACAUGAGCUCCAUGGAUACUGGGGAGUUGCACUACUUGGGAAAGCUAUAUGGCCCCAUCAAAAAUGAAAUCAGAGUUUAUCCGUUGCCACAAUAAGUACUAGAUCCUAGAAAAAAAUGAAGAAACUCUAAGAGCAUCUGCAGCCAAAACAUCGUUCUUCUGGCUGGCUCCCUGAUAGAUGGGGGACACAAAAAUGGAGCAUUUGUUCUAAUUAAUGAUGGGAGCUCAGAGCAUCGGGCUCAAAUGAGAAAGCUGUGUGUAGAAUCAAGCUCAGGUCAAAGUGCUCUACGAAGAGGAAGGGCCAACCCCUCCUUCUGCUGAUGGCAGUGUACCCUCCUUUGCCUCUAGGCGUGCUGCUUACGGAGAUGCUUAAUUACUAAGUAAGGAGGAGACUGCACAUACAGGAGAGGGUGUAAUGGCCAUCAUUAUCUAGCACUAGGAGAAGAAUGACUUGGUGGUGACUGGUUCUUUUUGCCUCUCACAAUUUCUCUGAAUGCUUACAAAAGAUCAAGAUAAUAUACCUUGGCAGAAGGGGACCUUUUACAACAUCCUUUGCUUGUUUUUUUUUCCUCACCUCUUAUGUGUAAUUGGAUGUACUAGACAGGGCUGUAUAUGUGUGCUUAUAUCUAUAUUUGCGUUUAUACCUAUCCAGGGGAAUUUAAGCCUUCAUUCCUUAGGCUGCACUGAAGAACCUUCAUCCCAAUACUUAUGCUAAUUUGAAAUCUCUUCCUCCCUUUCUCCCUUGCCUUCUUCCUUUUACAUUAAUGCAAAACCACAUUUUUGCAACUCCUAAUUUUGGAAUGUUUAAAUAUGUAAUGUUUGGUUCAGUUUUCCUCCUAGGUGCCUUCCUGGGCAUAGUGGCUGAUGUGUAUGUGCCUUUGUGUGCAGCCACCUGUGUUUUGGGCCACGAGUAUUGGUGUGGAAGGACGCUGUCACAAAGAUCCCUGCAUAGAUGGACAAGUGCGUGUGUAACCACAUUACAUUUUCUAAUAGUCUGAGCUGUAAAGAAAGAUGCUGUAGCCCCCGAAGAGGAUUUGAUCUUUGCUCUUUUAGCUGUCUUCCUGGGAGAGGAGCUGUGCUUCAGUAAUGGCCCUCCGGUGCUGUGUUAACGCACCAGCCUACCUCCCUGUUUAUGCUGGUGGAAGAGGACGUUGCCUGCAUUUGGUCUCCUGCUUCCCCUGUCGCCUUGGUUAAGCGUACUUGUCAGAAGCAGUUGUGUAUGUUUUCCCCAGCUGUAGCCCUGCAGGUGCCACUUAGCUUAACAAAAUGAGUCCUUGUCUUUAAGUGCUGCCUGCCUUGUGUGCAUCCUGGGCCAAAGAGCAGCUGACAGGCAAAGGCAAGUCUACGGAGCUGGCUUGCCCAAUGCUUUAAUAAGGCAGGGACAGGAGAGUGUGAUGUGUUGCAAGAGCGCACAUCUUGCAUGCCCAGCCUCAAAGCCAUUCCUUGGAAGGAGAAAUGGACAGAGACCUCAGCUGUUUCUUACUGCCCUUUCACUCCGUGACAUUCAGAUAGAAAGGGUUGCUGUAGUGCUUUGAAGUGGUGGGAAAAUUAUGGUGACUGAAGGGUGCUACGAGGCGAGAGUAGAGCCCUGGAAGAGAACAGGGUUCAUAAGCAGAUUUGGAUAUUCUCAAAUGUAUUGAGAAUUAUUUUGACAGUGAAUAAAUUAUGCAUGCUCUAUUUUAGUAUUUUUAUGAUUCUGUUUGCAAUCAACUAAUCACAAAUAUUUGGAACACUGAAAGAGUGGUUAGGUAUGAAAAUCACAUCAUCUUGGUGAUUGAGUGAUUGAUGAGACUAAGCCUGCAGUGCAAAUUGUAAAAUCAAACUUUUCCAGAAUAUUUGCCAUUAGUGAAUACUCACACUGAAGUAUUACUUUUCCUGACUUACAACUAUUUGAAUAUCUGGAAUAUUUGAGUAUUUCUUGGAGAGGAAUAAGCUAUGGGGCUGAAGAACACAUUUUGCUAUUCCAAAUCCAAUGAGAAGUUGAGGGCAGAUCACAGGAAACAUUUCAUAACAUCCACAGUGAAGGUGGUAGAAGAGCUUUCUGCUCCAUGUUAGAGAGUUUAAUCCAAUUAAAUGUCCAAAUCAGUGUGGCUCUCUGCACAGUUUAGCACAUGGAUGGUGGCAGGAAUGGAGGAGUAGUCGUGACAAGAUAACCUUCCACAUCAGGCUUGAAGACAAGAAGAUCUCUUGUCAAACUAAUAUUCAUUAAGAGAUAUCUCACUUCUGGUUUAUGGGCUACUGCAACUGCCUGGCCAGCCAUAGUAAGGAGCUCAAGAACCCCAAACCACUCCCACUCUAUUGGCCACAGAAGCAACUGGAAGGCAGAUGCCUUGUAAUAAAAGUCAUGUUUAUUACUGGCCUUUCAAAUUAUUUACUUCCGCUUGCUGCUGACAGCCCUUCAUAGGAGAUUGAUGGAUUAAACUUUCACCAGCUGUUCUGUGUCCAGGCACAUCAUUCUGUUAGAUUUUAGGACCCGAGCUAAACUGUUUUGCUAAGACUUUCCAAAGUGCUGCCUAUUUUUAAACAUGUUCCAAGCUUGUGAGAAAAAUCAGCUUUUAUUUUUUUCCUGCCAAGUAAGGAACUCAUGAAUCAAUUUAAAGUGGCAUUUUGUUUGGUUCUGUUUUAAAGCAUUUCUGAGUCUCUCAGAACUACCUGCGAUUUUGGAGAAAGCAGUCAGGGAGGAAGGAAAGUGUGUAGGAAUUGGGAAGUGUGGAGGAGGUUGUUGAUGGUAUGGAAGAUCCUCGUGUAUUGCAGUUUCAGAGCAGUCAGUCCAAAUCGAGGAACUCAUCAUAGGCUACUCAAGUGCUACUCACUUUGGAUCCAUAGAGUCUGAAGCUCUGUUCUUCCAGGCUCUGAGGUCCCCACCACUCCAUCAGGCAGGCUGGAAAGAAUCCCAGCAGAUGUGUGUCAGAGAUCUCUCAGCUUUUUCUCAGCCUGGUGAGUUUCUUCAGGGCUCAGCUGGAACCAUAUUCUCAAGGAGCAUUUCACCAAGAAGAGACAAGCAAGAGACAAGAACCAUCCACAGACUACACCCAGAUGUUAGCAAUAUUCUGAUAUUGCCUUGGAGCUUGAAAGCUCCUUACCAUCUCCUCCAGCAGUCUCCCACAUGCACUGGAGACAGCAAGCUAGCAAACUAGGAAAAAAAAAAGAGAGAGAUGUCAUCCGAAGUCAACAUUCUGAUCUUGUGCAAAAAAGUGCUUUAAACAAUUUUGGUGCUACUCACUGCAGCCUUCAGCUUCUGCACUGGAAAGCUGGGACUCAUCAGGCUUUGUGUCCCGUCCACCCUGUGUGGAAUGCAAAGAAAUGAAGAAUGGAAAUGAUGGAAUAUGAAGGAGAUUGGAUCAGAUCCUCCAUAAUCAGUAGUCAUUUUUCACUAGCUAGGAAUAAACACAUGCUCUGAAAAGAUUUUGAUUUUUAACCUUUGAAAUUAAAAAAUAACAAUGAAGUGUUUCUGUCCAUGUUGGACUUCAUAAGGAAGAGAAGUUGGGCGAGAACUGCAUUUCUUCUUUAAAUAAUAGGCAUUCUCUCUUCUUACCCUUUGGUGAAGCCUUUCAGAGUGUGCUUUCCUUUUCUGUUUCAGUGAUGUUAAAUAUCAUUAAGAUUGAUGAGUCUGAAAACAUAUUUCAUUAUCUCCUAAAUACAGCUUGGCUGCUCUUACAGCUCUUUCCCUGUCUCCAAAACAGAGUCUGAUGUUCUCAGAGGCUCUGAAAUGAGAAUGCUCUUACUUAAAAGCAACGCCUAGCUGCAUCUGCCUCUGGAAGAUGUCUGCAUGAGAGCAGCCUGAUCUGCUGGGGGAGGAAUAUAACUCUCUAGCUUGCAGUAAUUGGCAUGGUGUGUCCUCUGGAGGUGUCAGUCAGUUCAGGGAGUAUCCAAGUUGCCCGAGGCCAGACAGCAGUAUUGCCCUGCACCUUCACCACUAAUGCUGCUCUCACUAACCUUAAUGUCAUAUGGAUGGUCACUCCUCUUUCUAACGCCAACCAGCCUGAACAGGUUAUUCUCUACCAAGGAGGUCAGAUCUUUGGUGGUGCACCCCAAUUCUAUGGGCGAGUGGGGUUUGCUGUGACAAUGCCAACCACCAGUGCCUCCAUCUUCAUCAACAACACGCAGCUAUCAGACACUGGCACAUACCAGUGUUUGGUCAACAAUCUUCCUGAUCGAGGCAGCAGGAAUAUUGGAGUCAUCGGACUCACUGUCUUGGUUCCUCCUUCCGCCCCGCUUUGCAGAAUCCAAGGGUCCUUGGAAGUGGGCAGCGAUAUCACACUGACCUGCAGCUCGGAAGAAGGCAUCCCCCGGCCAACAUACCUCUGGGAGAAACUGGACAAUGUUCCCAAGUUGCCCCCAACUGCCACACAAGACCAAGUCCAGGGCACUGUCACUCUCCGAAAUAUCAGCACUGUGUCCUCAGGUCUUUACCAAUGCGUGGCUUCAAAUGCCAUUGGAACCAGCACUUGCCUUCUGGACCUGCAAGUCAUUGCACCCCACCCCUGGAGCAUUGGCCUGAUUGCUGGAGCAGUGGCCACAGGUGCUGUCGUGCUUAUUGUCUGCGUUGUGUUGGUGGCCAUAGCACUGUUUUACUGGAAAAAUAAACACAAAGAAGAAGAAGAAGAGGAGAUUCCCAAUGAGAUAAGGGAGGAUGACCUGCCACCCAAAUGCUCCUCCACCACCAAGACAUUCCACGCUGAUGCAUCCUCAUCGGAGAAUGACACCCUCACUUCCUCCAACACCUACAACAGCCGCUAUUGGAAUGAUCCCAAGGCCAAUCACGCCACAGACUCCUUCACCCGCUUCAGCAACAGUAAUGACGCCCGCCAGCCACCCUUCUCCCGCUCGGGGAGCACAAGCGCUCGUCCUGUCUACGCCAAUGGUGGCCACCCCUCCCCAGCUGCCCCUAAGACGCUGGUGGUGACAGCCAGCACAGCACCAUCCCCACAGGAGGUGGCCCGGAGCAACGGCUCAGUCAGCAGGAAGCCUCGGCUUCCGCACACCCGCUCCUAUGCCGUCAGCCAGGCCACACUGGAGCGGAUUGGGGCUGUUCCUGUCAUGGUGCCAGCCCAGAGCCGUGCUGGCUCACUUGUGUAGGGGCACGUUGGCGGCUGAGAGCUGAGCAAGGGCCUUGUGUACCAGGGGAGUGAAGACAUGGCUGAGAGACCCUACUCCUUCCUGAAAGGCAGUGAGGUGGAAGUUGACCUCCCAAGGCUGCUGCCAGCCACUGGGGCAGCUUCAGCCAUGCUGCAGUGCCCCCCAGCUGUCGGGGCUCCACCAUGGACGCCACAGAUGUGCCAAGGUCACAGGGCAUCGGGGGCCCUCCCUGGCUGCUGGGUCCUGGCUGGGACCCCCUCCCAGCCUAGCCUCAGGGCUUUCGCUUUUGUUUCCGGUUUGUUUUGUUGGGGGUCAUUUCUGUUCAUUUGGGUCUUUCAGGGAGGUUUGGGAAGAUAUAUAUUUUUCUGUUGUUGUUGCUGUUUUAUUUCUAAGAGGAUAACGACCAGUGUGGGGCAGGGAAGGCCAAGAGGGGAGGGGUGCCAGGCGAGGUACACCUUGUCAUGGAGGCUGUGACCCCUUCUCUGCCUCCCCGGCCCUACUGCUGGAUGAAGAAGAUUGUUGGGAUGGGGACAGCCAUGAAGAGGCACCGGCCAAGCUGGAGGGGCAAGUUGGCAGUACAGCUACCAGCCAAAUGGAUUGGAAGGCCGGGCAAGGACAUGGGCCAGGGAGUGUUUCUCUUUAUUUAUUUUUUUGCUGUUCUUCCCCUCAACUCUGACACACACAUACACACACACACACUCACACUCACACACUCAUGCACGCACAGGUACUCCUCAGGUUGGGUGUUUUUCAGCUGCUGCCAGAGCCCUGUUCAUGGCUGUGGAGAGUGCUGCCGUCUGGGCCUCUGUCCCUGAGGAGCUCUGUGCAAAGCAAGGGCACAUUGCUGGUACAGGCCCCAUGGCUUUUAUUUGGUGUUGCUGGGGUUAUUCUGGAGGCAGAGUCCUGAGCAGAGCCUGCUGCACCUGGGCUGCUUUUAUGUGGGGUGAGGGGCUUCGGACCUCACAGCUCUGGUGUUUGCAUGGUGGGUUUUCCUUAUUGGUCUGCCUAGAGGGCUUCCCUGCACAGCAGGACAUGUUUGCUUGGGGCCCUCACACAGAGACACCAUAGUUUUCAUUCCCCCUCUCCCACACAUGCAAACUUCCCAGAUGCUGAGUUUGGCAGGGUUUAUUUCCAAAUCUUUUUCCUUAGAAAGAGUAAAAGCAGGGACUCAGUGGAGGAUGUAACUCUGUGGAAGCCCAUGUGCUGUUGCUCUGCCUCCCCUACUUCCCACACUGGUACUUAUGGCACCUGCUGAUGGCUCGGCCAUCUCCUUACAGCCAGGGGGUGACUGUGGCUGGCACCUGUCCUUUUACUUCUUCUAUUGCAACUAAAUAGCCUUAAUCAAAGCCAAGAGUUGAAACCGCUCAAGGGACCUGAUGCCAUUGGAGGAAUGGACUAAGGGCUUGGACUUUUCCUCCUGAGAGAGCCCUGGCUCAGCAGAGCCAUGCCUGGAUAUGGGUAUCCCCAGCCUCCUGCGUAACACCAAACCUUGCACUUAGAAAGGCAGUGGUCACCUCCGAAACUACCGAAGACCUCCCAGAUCAGAUCUGCUCUUGGAAAAAGCAAUGUGAGUGCUCACAGGCAAAUUUCUGUAGCUCUCACAUUGGAAAAGGGUCACUUUAAGCCAAGAGACUUCCUCAUCCCCUUUUCCUUGUCCCAGCACGGCUUUACUUUCCUUAGCAGUGCACAAACCUUGGGCAGCGCCUUCUGCCUGAGCUGUACCUUUCAAAUGCAAGCACAUCCUCUGAGAAGGAGGGGAAGAGUUGAAAGUUCUCACAUGAACACACUUGCUUUUGGGGAGGUUGUGAGCUCCUGGGCAGCAGUAGGCUUGAAGCUUGGCUGAGAUUUUGUGCCUUCUUUGCUUAAAAUAAAGGAAAAAAAGAAAAAGAAAAA
Messenger RNA from Gallus gallus (chicken), 14810 nucleotides. RefSeq names its product immunoglobulin superfamily member 11 (gene IGSF11). Gene Ontology annotation, cellular component: cell-cell junction. The transcript is spliced from 7 exons. NCBI's taxonomy places the organism in Eukaryota, Metazoa, Chordata, Aves, Galliformes, Phasianidae. Gene Ontology annotation, biological process: homophilic cell-cell adhesion. Gene Ontology annotation, molecular function: ionotropic glutamate receptor binding. The record is from RefSeq and is a predicted model, not a curated record. The coding region runs from base 11667 to 12917 and encodes 416 amino acids.